Molecule: messenger RNA, 1624 nt
Organism: Leptinotarsa decemlineata (Colorado potato beetle)
Lineage: Eukaryota; Metazoa; Arthropoda; Insecta; Coleoptera; Chrysomelidae
Source: RefSeq, a predicted model, not a curated record
CUUUUAGGAUGUGUAGUUUUCCCGCAGAUUUCCGUAUUUUGUAUUUUGUUAUACGUAUUAACUGUAGAUAUGGUAAUAGUCAUUGGUAUAAGCUAGAUAAGAUAAUUUACUUUUUAUCAUUAGUCCGAGGAGAGCAGUUGUAACUCAAGUUACUUGAAUUUACCUCUAUCAUAUCAUGACAAAUACAUUGAAUUCACAUUGGCUAUGACGCCAUUCAUUAGCUGUGCAGAUACGACAACUAUCCACUCAAGAAUAUAACAUCGAUAAUGCAGUUACAUCAAUAACCCCAAAAUCGAGAAUUUUGUAGUUACGACAGUUUACCUCUCAGAUUGAAGACACAUAGUUGAGAGAUGGCUCUACCAACACCUUCACAGUUGGGCUUAUCAAAAUCAUCACUAGGAAACCUCAAGUGCAGUUUAUGUUCAGGGUUUUUAUCUGUUCCACCAAUAUGUUUUGCAGGCCAUAAAUAUACAUGUGGACGCUGUAGUUCUACAGGAAAUAGAGUAACAAUAUAUGAGGAAUUAGCAAAAUACAUGAUAUUUCCUUGUAUUCAUGAAAAAUGUAAUGUACAAGUUCCGUGGGGCCAAGUGGAGAAUCAUGAAUUGGCCUGCCCACAUAAAGAAAUACGCUGCCCCUUUGGAUCGUGUAAAACUUAUUUUAAAGUGAAGACAGUAAUUCAGCAUGUUGAGGAUUGUCAUAAAAUAUGUUUACACACAAAUGAACUCACUAUACCAAGAAGACUGAGAGAUAUUCCUUUGAAAAAUUUCAAUGCUGACAGAAAAGUAUUUUUACUUGUUAAAAAUAAUGUGCCUUUCAUAGGAAUGGCUUACAUAAAUUGCACUUUGAAUAAUAAAAAAGCUAUCAAAGGCUAUGAACUAGCUUUUGGUGUAUAUUCCUUUAAAAACAAUGUGGGUUCAAUGACUGAUGCAACGUAUCAAGUGGAGCUAAUGGUCAAAAAUAGUAAUCAAGAUGUUAAUUAUAUCUGGGAAUAUCAAGAAAUUAAGCUAUUUAAUGAAAAGCUCCACUGUUUUGAUUGUUUCACCGGAAACUGUAAACUUCCUCAUCAUAGUAAUGACAAGAAAAACUUUUUAACAAGUCGAUUGGAUAAUAUAGACAAAGUUGGUGAUAUGAAUGUAACGUAUACCAUUAAAAUUGAAACAAAAAAGCGCCCACAGGAAAAGUUGUUACCUCAUUCCUCUGGGAAACAAACAGAGGUUUAUAAAGUAAUAUGCUCCUUUUGCAGAGAUAUCAUGUGUGCUCCUAUUUUUGUAUGUGGGUGUGGCCAAAGUCUAUGUUGUUCAAGUUGUAAGCAUAAAUCAUUGAGUUGUCCUUUUUGUAGGGAAAAAUUGGGUCAAACUAGAAACCUUGUUGUUGAGAAAAUUACUGAAGUUUUACAAAUAUCAUGUCAAAAUAUAGCUAAGGGAUGUAAGUACACUGGCACAGUAAAAAGUACUAAACAGCAUAUUAUUAAUUGUAAAUAUAACUUUCUGUGAUACGGAUCGAAUACUUCAAUUGUUCUUCAUUGUUACCUUGACCUUUUCCAAGUUUGUAUUGAUUUUAUUUGUAGAGAUUCUCAUAUAUUUUGGGAAUAUGUUGAAUAUUUAGAAAUAAAUAAUUAUAUAAG